This is a messenger RNA of Oryzias melastigma (Indian medaka), 7159 nucleotides long. It is a transcript of the gene klf12b, whose product is annotated as Kruppel-like factor 12b. The transcript has 6 exons. The record is from RefSeq and is a predicted model, not a curated record. NCBI's taxonomy places the organism in Eukaryota, Metazoa, Chordata, Actinopteri, Beloniformes, Adrianichthyidae. The coding region runs from base 468 to 1556 and encodes 362 amino acids. Gene Ontology annotation, biological process: regulation of transcription by RNA polymerase II. Gene Ontology annotation, molecular function: DNA-binding transcription factor activity, RNA polymerase II-specific; RNA polymerase II cis-regulatory region sequence-specific DNA binding.
CGCAGUGCCGCGCUCCGGGAGGGGGGCGGACAGAGAGUUCGGGGCUGGUGGAGAGCGGAGUCAGAAACCUCCCCGGAGGGGGCCCCAUGUAAUUCGAUGCAUGCUGUUAAAGCUUAGAGCAUAUUGUCUUCCCUUUUGCUUACCAAGCCUCCACCCAUACACCAACCCACCCGGCCGGGCCCACCCUACAUUUAGCGGAUCAUGUGACUCGGGGUAAGUCAUUUGCAAGUACAACAGUUCACUGUGCGCUCCCAUUCAUUUCCUGAGAGAAGCGAGUGAGAGAGAGCGCGCAGCUGAGAGAGAGGCAGAAGGGGAGGGCGCCGCGCUCACACGCACACGCCGUCACGAGCGCUCCAAACACGCGUCCACGGAGAGGAGGAGACGAGACGGAGAGGACUGGAGGACGGAGAGCAGCCUCCGAGUCUCCGCGGCUCUGCAGCUUCUGACCAGGCAGCCUAAGAAGCAGGAUGUUAAUGCUUGACGGAAUGCCUGCAGUCCGAGUCAAAGCUGAGCCCCUGGAAUCGGAACAAGGGUCACCUAAAGUGCGGCAUUAUCCUGUGAUGGACGGCAUCCCCUUCUAUCUCAGCAGAGUGAAACCCGAACACCCAGAAAACCUGCUGGGCUACGACUUGAACUUCCACACACAGACUGAGCCUGUGGACCUGUCAAUCAACAAACCCCGCCCCUCUUCCUCCUCCACCACCACAACCUCCUCGACAUCCAUCCUCAGAUCCGCCUUCUCCCCAUCGUCUUUAUCGUCCUCCUCCACCUCCUCCUCUUCCUCCUCCUCACCGUCGGUUAUCACCUCGGCCUCAUCGGUGCUCACACCGGGCCCUCUGGUCGCCCCCGGCAGAGGGUUGAGAGGUCAGCCAUAUUUGCACAUCCUGCAGUCUGUGCCACCGCCUCCAUCCAGCCCUCUGAGCCUGCAGGGAGCAGGAAAGCUGGCCAGCCAUGUUCACCGCAUCCCCGUUGUGGUUCAGUCGCUGCCCCUCAUGUACACCACUGCUGUGCGUUCACCCUCCAGCCUCAACAACGCUAUGAUGCUACCUCUGCUGGAAGAGGCCAAAAGCCAGGGAAAAGCACACACAGACCUCAACGGCCUGUCGCCAAGGCAGAUCAAAAGUGACAGCGACGACGAUGACCUGCCAAACGUCACCCUGGACAGUGUUAAUGAGACCGGCUCCACGGCGCUGUCUAUAGCCCGAGCUGUACAAGACUCUAUGUCUCCAUUCAGUAUUGAAAGCAUCCGACGCCCCCGGAGGUCCGAGUCACCAGACUCCAAAAAGAGAAGAAUCCACAGAUGUGACUUUGAGGGCUGCAAUAAAGUUUACACCAAAAGCUCACAUUUAAAAGCACACCGGAGGACACACACAGGGGAAAAGCCAUACAAAUGCACCUGGGACGGCUGCACCUGGAAGUUCGCCCGCUCCGACGAGCUGACGCGGCAUUACAGAAAGCACACCGGAGUGAAACCCUUCAAGUGCGCAGACUGUGACCGCAGCUUCUCCAGAUCCGACCACCUGGCCCUGCACAGACGGAGACACAUGCUGGUGUGAGCCACACAGAGCAGCUCAAAGAGGGUCGCGGCAAAAACAAAAACACAAAAGAGAGACACAAAACACGCAUGUACGUACGCACGCACGCAGCCAGGCAGGCAGCCCGGGGAGCGGGAUCUCCCCGUGAAUGUUUUCAGCUGGCCUGGAUCCCCACAAUCACACACACACAUAUACAGCCAUCUUUUCUAAGGAGAUGGACGAAGGUGCACAGAGCUUACGGAGCAGAAAACAGGGUCACUUCUGGAUCCUCUGGCUUUUCAAGAUAGACGCAGAAGGAUCUUUUAUUGUCGAUGUUUGAAAUAUAAUAGGGAACUCUUUAAAAAGCACUGUUUGUUAAUGUUUUGCUUGGAUUUUUAAGAUGAAGUCGCACUCUAUUUGUACUCAUGCAGACAAACGUGUUUGUUUGUGGACACACUUUCCUUUCAUUGUUGUUAAGGCUGCUGCUUCUGCAGCAUUCAUAAUGUGAAGGACCCUGUUGGGAGGUUUCCUGUCAGAACAGGAAGGAGCUGGACCUGGAGCGGAUCACAGGAUCACAUCUUGGGCACAGUUGGAAUUAUGAUUUUUUUUCCUUGCAUUUCCUCCAAGUGACCAGUAGAGGGUACUAUUUCUUCAUGGAUGGAUUCUUUUUUUUUUUUUUUUUUAACCCAUUUUUUUCAAUAAUCUGCUGGAAUAUCCGUGACGCCCCCUACACAAGCUAACUUAAAAAAGCUCAACCAGAAGACAGUAAGGAACUGUUUGAGUCACAGCCUGGAAGGAUCAACCUCAUCAGCAUCCUCUGCAAUCAUCGCACACCAGCAACAGCGCUUCAGGAUCCUCCUCACACGGGCACACGCAUCUUUCUUUUUCACGUUUCAUAAUUUGCUACAGAAGAAAAAGAAACAAAAAACUUUUGUUGUGUAUUUUGAGCUGUGAUUAGCAAUCAGUAAAGUGCAAUCUUAAAGAUAAAUGUACUUUCAUGAAUCUUGCUUUUUGGUUCUUAAAUGCCUGUUUAUUGCUUAUGUUUGACGAAUACACCUCCCCUCAUGUAGAGCCAAUUUCAAAACAAUCAGAUUUUUUUUUUUUUUUAAAUAAGGCACCUUAGAGAUCUUCAUCCUUAUUUUUGAGGAGCACAACAAGCAGCCGAAGCGUUCCAGGACAGAAGAGCAAUACAACCGUAACUAAAGUGCUGAGCUGGAGCCUCCUCAUUGGCCCUCUGGUUGAUGUCAAAAUCCGAGGAGGGGUUUCCAUCUCAUUGGCUGUAUAUGAGAACUGGACUGGUGUUCCAAACAGGAAGUGGUUCCAAGAAGACAAAUUCCCAUAGAAUUCUAUUGAGAAAUAAAUAGCUAAAACUCAGUGAUUCCAUUUGUCAGAACAACCUUUCUUGCCCCGAUACAUUUUUAACAUCCAUCUUCUUCCACUCAUCCCAGCCCGGGUCACGGGGUCAGUUUAAGCAAUGAUACCCAGACUUCCUUGUCCCUGGCCACUUCCUCCAGCUCCUCUGGGGGGACCCCAAAGCAUUCCCACCACCACUAAGUCUGAGGCUAUGGUUCUUGAGAUGUAGUUUGGCCUCUCUGGAUGGGUGGAGUCCUCCUGCCCCAAGUGGAGGAGUUCAAGUAUCUUGGGGUUUGGUCAUGAGUGAGGGAAGAGUAUGAGAUUGGCAGGUGGAUUGGACUACUGUUAUGUUGUGGUGAAGAGAGAGCUGAGCCAGAAAUAAAAGCUCUCAAUUUACCGGUUGAUUUUCAUUCCAGUACUCACCCAUAGUCAUAAGAUCUGGGUCGUGACCGAAAGAACGAGGCCCUCAUUACUAACGGCUAAAAUUAGGUUGGCUGACCGCUCCUUUAGAGAUAGAAUGAGAAGCUUGGUCACCCGGAGAGAGCUCGAAGUAGAGCCUCUUCUCCUCCUCAUUGAGAGGAGCCAGGUGACUCGGGUGGUCCAGAUGCCUCCUGGACGCCUCCUUGUGGAGGUGUUCUGGCCAUAUCCCACUCCAGCUAAAACCAGUUCUUGCUAAUCCUAUUUUUUCAAUCAGAGGCCUCAAUCAAAACAUUUAGUUGACUGAUUCUCACAAGUCUGCCUUCAAGUGGUCGGGGGUGUGGCCUUUCACUCCUGAUUGGUGAAAGUGGUUGCCAUAGAAAUGGUGACUUAGACCAUCUUGGACCAAUCACAGCUUAUGCUACGGUCACGCCGCAUCGGCAGAAUCUUCAAGAUUUCAGGCCGCCGCCCAAUUUUUUUGAACAUCGUGGUCAUGAAUAUAGACGUGGCCGUCAAGCGUCCAGAAUUCCCCUGGGGUACUGAUUGGCCGGCAGCCGGUGGCAAUGAUACGGACGGCUGUCUCCAGGGACAUUUAUGCAUCAUCCAAUCAGAGCUGCUGUAGCCGCCCAGUUGCUCGAUUUUGUGAUGGUGUCAUCCCCUCCUGUCACUGGAAUGCCACCAUGUGACUUUUAGAGAAAAAUUGUCCGGUUGCUGUAAACUUUUAACUCUAUUUUAAAACCUCCAGCAUAGUACGUUAUAAUGCAAAUGCGACAAUCUGCCAAAUUUACUAAAAAACUUACAUGUGGGUCUCUGCUUGGGGACAUUUUAGCCUUUCUGACGAUUUCUGGUUCCAACAUGGCGACUGACUUGACUUCAUUUUGUUGGAAUCGCUGAGUGAUGUCACACUCACUCGGUCCAGUUCUCAUAUACAGUCCCAUCUCUGUCCCCCUCUGAUGUGGUUCCCUUCACACUUUCACACAUGUUCUUGUUUGUCAAAUACAAAGAAAAACACCUCCUCACACAAAUCCCAACAUCUACUGAUUACAAUCUGAUCAAAAACAUAUGUUAAAAUAAAACACUUAGAUACGCAAAUAUUAAUAAAACACAAGUGUGUACCAAGUUCCACAUCUAUCCUGUGUAAUAUUCAGAAGAUUGCUUGGUGUUAAUCAGGGAAUUAGACUCAAAGUGUGUUUUUAUAGUCCUCAUUACAGACAUUUAUGCGGGUGUUUCUGGUGCUCUUUCAGCUUCAUAAAAGCUUCAGACAGAAAGGAUCAGGCCAACCAACCAUUUUUGAACGCUCUGCCAAAUGCAUAGAUUGGACAGAAGCCAGCAAAAAGGAACACUUUGAUUAUGGUACCUUGAAAUCCGUAUACACUAAUACACACACACACGUACAGACACACACAAGCAUGCUUUUGACAGUUAAGAUCAGCCAAAUCCAAGGAGGUCCGCACAUCAUUCUCUUCAGAAGGAUGUUCUCACUAUUUAUGGAUUUCCUUUCAUUACAACCGGUUGUAUUAUCAUUUUGGUAAAAGCAUAUCAGCACCUUCUUGUUUGUUUGUUUGUUUAUGUAUUUUUCCAGAUAAUUUUAUUUUAGAUGUCAAUUUAUUAGCAAAUAAUCAUCCUUUUAUCAUCCAUUUAAUGUAUUAAGACGUGUUUUGAUCGAGUCGCACUCGAUGGUUGCUUAUAAUUCUCUUUUCUGUACAAAAAAAUUUUGAAAAAUGAUCUUUUUGUUGUAAUAUAUGUGAUAGUGGAGAUUAAAAGCUAUUAAAGAAAAAGUUCUACAACCUGUAAAUACAUUGGAAAAAUAGGGCUUUUGAUUAGCAGAUGCAGGAAUCACAAUUUAUACGUGUAAAGUCUUUUCAGAGACUGUAAUUUAUCUAAUUUGAUAAACAGUAAAAAAGGGGCUAAAUGUUUAUUCCUAUAAAUUAACAUGGAUUUUUUUCCAUCUUUUUUGCAUUUUUUUAGAUCUUUUUUUGUUUGAGGCUAAAUCAGUGUUUGCUAUAAUCAAAAAAUAAUAAUUUCUACACAUUGAAAGGUGAUCGAUCCCCAGUGUGUUUUUGUUCUAUCCACACAAGUAUUUUUUCACAAACCAAGCACAUAUCAGCAGCACGUGUACUUCUGUAUUCAGUAUAUGAUGCAUGCUUGCCUUAAAAAAAAAAAAAAAACAGGUUAACGACAAAUUCAAUUAGACUUGAAGGUGGCGUCUCCACAGGACAGGGUGGAUUGUAUUUCCCUACCGCAACUUUCCUUGUUUUUUUUGGUCAUUGUUUAAAGCAUAAUUUUGUUAUGGUAACCAGGGUCAAAGUUAUGCAAUAAUAAAUGAAUAGUGCCUCAUAUCACAAACUUGUAAUAUCGCCUGCUCUGUGCAGAGUUUUGAUUCCAACAUGUCAAAUCCUGCAUUUGAAACAACAAUAAAAAAAAAUAGUGAAUUUCGGACAUAAAAAUAAAGAAAAGCACAGACUAAAAUAUGCAAGUGGGACCUCGAACAUUGUUUUUUUUUUUCUUUUUUUUUCGCACUGAGCCUUAUACCAUUAUGUCCAAACGCCACAAAUCCUCCCUUCAUGCUUGUUUCGCUUGACAUUGUUCCUUUGCUUGCAAUAAGUCACCUCAUUUACGGGGAAUCCGACGAAGGCCUCUGGGUGUGUCAGCUUUAGCAGGUUAGCUUAACACGACGUGGAAGAAAAUCAGGAUCCUUGUUCAGGAAUCGGCACAUUUGUUACUGACCUUAAACCUCCUCUGACUUUGUUCAAUAUUUGACUUUUUUUUGUGUGUAACAUCUGCGGUUAAUUUUUACUGGUUUUUUGAAAGUUUAAGUAGUGAAGCCAAUGCCUAUGUUUCAAGUUUGCUGAUAUUCCGUACGGUAAUCGUUGUUUCUGUAUUUAUGUAAAGUGAGUGUAGUGUAAAUAUAUUCAGAUCUUUUCAUUCUUGCCGUUACUAAUUGUGAUAUUGCUCAGCAUUUCUUCAAAAAGGGAGUCAUGGAAUUCCACAUCUGUAAAAGAUAAAUGAUAUUUUUCAAAUCCUAAAAAAGUGUUUUUCUUUUCAGCUUUUUUUUUUUUUUUUUUCAAAAAGUUGUUUAAGUAUCAAGUCAGUGUUUUUGCCUUUUUCUCUGUAUUUUUCAUAUGGAUGGAGCUGUGAAAUUAAAAUAAGUGCAAGCAUAAACAUGUAUAUUGAUAUGAAUGGAGGCAUGAAGGUUAAUAAAGUUGCAUUUUGUAUGUAACAGACUAGGAUGGAGCUAUGACUGAGGAUGAAGGCGAGUCGGAUCAGAUUCAAUCGUGGUCAAAACUCACAUUUUCACAUAGGAACCUUCACAUACUGGAACAGAGUUAUGAGACACACUUUGUUUCUGUGUCUAUAAAAAACAUUUCCAAAUGAUGAUAAUACAUUUUAUAUCAAUAAAGUUUUAAAAUAGCAUUUGAAUGAAUGAAAUCUAGGUUAAUAAAAUCAAAUUAUUGUACGAUAAUCUUGUUAGGUGCUAAACACGGUGGGGUGAGGUGAUGAUUGGGACUUAUUUUACAACUAAUUUAGCGUGCCGUUUUUUAAAAUCACCAAAUAUUAGAGGUGGGCAAAGUGGCAAAAAAAAAUUAAAUCUAAUGAUCUUACUUAAGUAAGAGUAAAAGUAGUAAUCCAGAGAACAAUUACAAAAUGACGUAAUAAACAACACAUCUAACCUAUGGUCUAGAAUUUAUUUACAUACACCCAGUUUAUAAAAAUGUGUCACUUUACAACCAAAGUUGUAUUCAAAAAAAGGCAAAAUAACACCAAUUGUCGUGUUUAAUUGUGUCACGGUUUGGAUAAUUUCUUGGUUCAAUAAAAAGUAAAAAAAAGAAACACAGGAAAAAACAAGAAGAUAAAAGCCUAAAAUUACUUUUUUU